AUGUGGGGCGCCCCGGACGAGAGCUCCGUGCGGGUGGCUGUCAGAAUAAGACCACAACUUGCCAAAGAAAAGAUUGAAGGAUGCCAUAUUUGUACAUCAGUCACACCAGGAGAACCUCAGGUCUUCCUGGGGAAAGACAAAGCCUUUACUUUCGAUUAUGUGUUUGACAUUGACUCCCAGCAAGAACAGAUCUACACUCAUUGCAUAGAGAAACUAAUUGAAGGCUGUUUUGAAGGAUACAAUGCUACAGUGUUUGCUUAUGGACAAACUGGAGCUGGUAAAACGUACACCAUGGGAACAGGAUUUGAUGUUAACAUCAUCGAGGAGGAGCAAGGUAUUAUUUCUCGUGCGGUUAAACACCUUUUCAAGAGCAUUGAAGAAAAAAAACACACCGCAAUGAAAAAUGGGCUUCCUCCUCCAGAUUUUAAAGUGAAUGCACAAUUCUUAGAGCUGUACAAUGAAGAGGUCCUUGACUUAUUUGAUACCACACGUGAUAUUGAUGCAAAAAAUAAAAAAUCAAACAUAAGAAUUCAUGAAGACUCAACUGGAGGAAUUUAUACUGUGGGAGUCACAACACGAACUGUGAAUACAGAAUCAGAGAUGAUGCAGUGUUUGAAGCUGGGUGCUUUGUCCCGGACCACAGCUAGCACGCAGAUGAAUGUUCAGAGCUCUCGCUCACAUGCCAUCUUUACCAUCCACUUGUGUCAAACCAGAAUGUGUCCCCAAAUAGACGCUGAAAAUGCUACCGACAACAAGGUGAUUUCUGAAUCAUCACAGAUGAAUGAAUUUGAAACCCUGACUGCAAAGUUCCAUUUCGUUGAUCUGGCAGGAUCAGAAAGACUGAAGCGAACUGGAGCCACAGGCGAGAGGGCAAAAGAAGGCAUUUCCAUCAACUGUGGACUUCUGGCACUUGGCAAUGUAAUCAGUGCAUUGGGAGACAAGAGCAAGAGGGCCACCCAUGUCCCCUACCGAGAUUCAAAGCUGACAAGACUGCUCCAGGAUUCCCUCGGGGGUAACAGCCAAACAAUCAUGAUAGCAUGUGUCAGCCCUUCAGACAGGGACUUUAUGGAAACUUUAAAUACCCUCAAAUAUGCCAAUCGAGCUAGAAAUAUCAAGAACAAGGUGAUGGUCAAUCAGGACAGAGCUAGUCAGCAGAUCAAUGCACUCCGCAGUGAGAUCACACGACUUCAGAUGGAGCUCAUGGAGUACAAAACAGGAAAAAGAAUAAUUGAUGAGGAGGGAGUGGAAAGCAUCAAUGACAUGUUUCAUGAGAAUGCUAUGCUACAGACUGAGAACAACAACCUGCGUGUGAGAAUUAAAGCCAUGCAGGAGACGGUGGAUGCACUGAGGACCAGAAUCACCCAGCUUGUUAGUGAUCAGGCCAACCAGGUUCUUGCCAGAGCAGGGGAAGGGAAUGAGGAGAUCAGUAAUAUGAUUCACAGUUAUAUCAAAGAAAUUGAAGAUCUCAGGGCAAAGUUAUUAGAAAGUGAAGCAGUAAAUGAGAACCUUCGGAAGAACUUGACAAGAGCCACAGCAAGAUCACCGUAUUUCAGUGGACCAUCCUCUUUCUCUCCAGCUAUACUGUCCUCAGACAAGGAGACCAUUGAAAUUAUAGACCUAGCUAAGAAAGAUUUAGAGAAGCUGAAAAGGAAAGAAAAGAAGAAGAAGAAAAGUGUGCCUGGUAAAGAGGAUAAUGCAGACACUGACCAAGAGAAAAAAGAAGAAAAGGGUAUUUCAGAAAGAGAAAACAAUGAAUUAGACAUGGAAGAAAAUCAAGAAGUGAGUGACCAUGAGGAUGAGGAAGAGGAGGAGGAGGAAGAAGAUGAUGACAUCGAAGGGGGUGAAAGCUCUGAUGAAUCAGAUUCUGAGUCAGAUGAAAAAGCCAAUUAUCAAGCAGACUUAGCAAACAUUACUUGUGAAAUUGCAAUCAAGCAAAAGCUGAUUGAUGAACUAGAAAAUAGCCAGAAAAGACUGCAGACACUGAAAAAGCAAUAUGAAGAGAAGCUAAUGAUGUUACAACAUAAAAUUCGGGACACACAGCUUGAAAGAGACCAGGUGCUUCAAAACUUAGGCUCAGUGGAAUCUUACUCAGAAGAAAAGGCCAAAAAAGUGAGAUCUGAAUAUGAAAAGAAGCUCCAAGCCAUGAAUAAAGAAUUGCAGAGACUUCAGACAGCCCAGAAAGAGCAUGCAAGACUGCUUAAAAACCAGUCUCAAUAUGAAAAACAAUUGAAGAAAUUGCAGCAGGAUGUGAUGGAAAUGAAAAAAACAAAGGUUCGCCUAAUGAAACAAAUGAAAGAGGAACAAGAAAAAGCCAGAUUGACAGAGUCUAGAAGAAACAGAGAGAUUGCUCAAUUGAAAAAAGACCAACGUAAAAGAGAUCAUCAACUUAGACUUCUGGAAGCCCAAAAAAGAAACCAAGAAGUGGUUCUGCGUCGCAAAACUGAAGAGGUUACAGCUCUCCGUCGGCAAGUAAGGCCCAUGUCGGAUAAAGUGGCUGGGAAGGUCACGCGGAAGCUGAGCUCCUCCGACACCCCCGUUCCGGACACAGGUUCCAGUGCAGCUGCUGCAGAAACAGAUGCGUCAAGGGCAGGAGCUCAGCAGAAAAUGAGAAUUCCUGUGGCAAGAGUCCAGGCCUUACCCACGCCCGCAACCAAUGGAACAAGAAAAAUAUAUCAGAGAAAAGGGUUGACCGGCCGGGUGUUUACUUCCAAGACGGCACGCAUGAAGUGGCAGCUACUUGAACGCAGAGUCACGGACAUCAUCAUGCAGAAGAUGACGAUUUCCAACAUGGAGGCUGACAUGAAUAGGCUUCUCAAGCAACGGGAAGAACUCACAAAAAGAAGAGAGAAGCUUUCCAGAAGAAGGGAAAAGAUAGUCAAGGAGAGUGGAGAGGGAGAUAAAAAUGUGGCCAACAUCAAUGAGGAGAUGGAGUCACUAACUGCGAAUAUAGAUUACAUCAACGACAGCAUUUCUGAUUGUCAAGCCAACAUCAUGCAGAUGGAAGAAGCAAAGGAAGAAGGAGAAACCCUGGAUGUCACCGCAGUCAUUAAUGCUUGCACACUUACGGAAGCGCGGUACCUGUUAGGUCACUUCUUGUCAAUGGGCAUCAAUAAGGGUCUCCAGGCUGCCCAGAAAGAGUCUCAAAUUAAAGUACUUGAAGGUCGGCUUAAGCAAACAGAAAUAACCAGUGCGACACAAAAUCAACUCUUAUUCCACAUGUUGAAAGAGAAAGCAGAGUUAAAUCCUGAGCUGGAUGCUUUACUGGGCCAUGCUUUACAAGAUCUAGAUAGCGUACCUUUAGAAAAUGUAGAGGAUAGUAGUGAUGAGGAUGCACCUUUAAACAGCCCAGGAUCAGAAGGAAGCACACUGUCUUCAGACCUGAUGAAGCUUUGUGGAGACGUGAAACCUAAAAGCAAGGCCCGAAGGAGAACCACCACUCAGCUGGAAUUGCUGUACGCAGAUAGCAGUGAACUAGCUUCAGACACUAGCGCAGGAGAUGCUGCCUUGGCUGGCCCUCUCCCAGCUGCUGCAGAAGGGCACGAGAGUGGGAUGAAUGCAGAGACAAGUACUACUUCUGCUAGGGAAAAAGAACUCCCUCCCCCAUCUGGCUUCCCUUCUAAGAUAGGCAGCAUUACCAGAUCUUCAUCUCUAUCAGAGAAAAAACUACCAGAGCCUUCCCCUGUAACCAGGAGAAAGGCCUAUGAGAAAGCAGAAAAAUCAAAGGCCAAGGAACAAAAACACUCAGAUUCUGGAACCUCAGAGGCUAGUCUUUCACCUCCUUCUUCCCCACCAAGCCGGCCCCGUAAUGAACUGAAUGUGUUUAAUCGUCUUACUGUUUCUCAGGGAAACACAUCAGUUCAGCAGGAUAAGGGCAUAAUCAACCCAUGUCCUGCCUCAAAAGGAAUCAGAGCUUCUGCCCUUCAGUGUGUUCACAUAGCUGAGGGGCACACGAAAGCCGUGCUCUGUGUGGAUUCCACCGACGACCUCCUCUUCACCGGAUCAAAAGAUCGUACUUGUAAAGUAUGGAAUCUAGUGACUGGGCAGGAGAUAAUGUCACUGGGAGGUCAUCCCAAUAAUGUCGUGUCUGUAAAAUACUGUAAUUAUACAAGCCUGGUCUUCACUGUGUCAACAUCUUAUAUUAAGGUGUGGGAUAUCAGAGAUUCAGCAAAGUGUGUUCGAACACUGACAUCUUCAGGUCAAGUUACUCUCGGAGAUGUUUGCUCUGCCAGUACCAGCCGGACGGUAGCUAUUCCUUCCGGAGAGAACCAGAUCAAUCAAAUUGCACUGAACCCAACUGGCACUUUCCUGUAUGCGGCUUCUGGCAAUGCUGUCAGAAUGUGGGAUCUCAAAAGGUUCCAAUCUACCGGAAAGUUAACGGGACACCUAGGCCCUGUGAUGUGCCUUACUGUAGAUCAGAUUUCCAAUGGACAAGAUCUAAUCAUCACUGGCUCCAAGGAUCAUUACAUCAAAAUGUUUGAUGUAACUGAAGGGGCUCUUGGAACUGUGAGUCCCACCCACAAUUUUGAGCCCCCUCAUUACGAUGGCAUUGAGGCGCUAACCAUACAAGGGGAUAACCUAUUUAGUGGGUCCAGAGACAAUGGAAUCAAGAAAUGGGACUUAGCACAAAAAGACCUUCUUCAGCAAGUUCCAAACGCACACAAGGAUUGGGUCUGUGCCCUGGGAGUAGUGCCAGGCCACCCGGUCUUGCUCAGUGGCUGCAGAGGGGGCAUUCUGAAACUCUGGAAUGUGGAUACUUUUGUGCCAGUUGGAGAGAUGAAGGGCCAUGAUAGCCCUAUCAAUGCCAUAUGUGUGAAUUCCACCCACAUUUUUACUGCAGCUGACGAUCGAACUGUGAGAAUUUGGAAGGCUCGCAAUUUGCAAGAUGGUCAGAUCUCUGACACAGGAGAUCUGGGUGAAGAUAUUGUCAGUAAUUAA
Messenger RNA from Pipistrellus nathusii (Nathusius's pipistrelle), 4935 nucleotides. NCBI's taxonomy places the organism in Eukaryota, Metazoa, Chordata, Mammalia, Chiroptera, Vespertilionidae. The record is from the annotation of a GenBank genome assembly.